GAAUUGAAGUUAAGGCGUUACAGCGGUACAAUGAAACCACGUGUACUGGUCACUAGCAGCGAUGUGCCAUCAGCUGGUAUCGAUCUUCUUCGCACAAAAUGCGACGUUACGAUAAUCCACGAUAAUACAAACACUUCACGCGAAGAUGUGUUGCAAGCACUUCCCGGCCAUGAUGCAGUCUUUAUCGCGAAGCAUUACACUGUAAACACUGAAUUUCUUGAUCUUGCAGGGCCAACGCUAAAGGUUGUUUCUACAAUGUCAGCCGGUUACGACCAUUUGGAUGUUCCUGAAAUUAAACGAAGAGGGAUUAAAGUCGGAAAUACGCCUGUCGUUUUAUCUGGCGCAGUCGCUGAAAUUGCUGUACUCCUAACUUUGAACGCAGCCAGGCGAAUCCACGAAGGACGUUUAAAACUUGAACAGGGACAAACGGAACAUAAUCUUCAAUGGUUACUUGGUCAAGAUUUACAAGGAUCAACGGUUGGCAUUGUUGGGUUGGGUAACAUUGGACAAGCUGUUGUUAAACGAUUAAAGGGAUUUGAUGUGGCCCGUUUCAUUUAUACAGGCCAUUCUCGUAAAAAAGCAGGUGACGAGCUUGGAGCUCAUUUUGUAUCUCUCGAUGAUCUGCUUGAACAAAGUGACUUCGUAAUUGUUACGGUUCCAUUGACUAACGAAACAAUGGGCUUAUUUAAUGACUAUACUUUUGGAAAAAUGAAAAACACCGCUGUAUUCGUAAACGUCGGACGUGGGCAAGUUGUAAACACAGAUGCACUGGUUAAGGCCUUGCGUAAUAAAACAAUUUUUGCGGCUGGACUUGACGUUACGGAUCCUGAGCCACUACCGCCUAAUCAUGAACUUCUUAAUCUUCCUAAUGCUGUGAUCGUACCUCAUUUGGGCAGUGCUACUGUGAAGACUCGACGUGAUAUGUCAAUUGCUGCAGCACAAAAUAUUCUCAAUGGGUUAGAGGGUAAGCCAUUGGUGUAUGAACUAUAACUCUUGUUUUUUAUAUGUUUAAAGUACAAAGUUAUAUUAUGGAAUUUAUAUGCUACAUUUCCAUUUUAUGAUAAUAUAAUGACACUGAUGUGUUUUAAUAUAAUUUUUUUACA
Messenger RNA from Dufourea novaeangliae, 1103 nucleotides. Its product is annotated as glyoxylate reductase/hydroxypyruvate reductase-like. Gene Ontology annotation, molecular function: glyoxylate reductase (NADPH) activity; NAD binding; hydroxypyruvate reductase (NADH) activity. Gene Ontology annotation, cellular component: cytosol. Lineage: Eukaryota; Metazoa; Arthropoda; Insecta; Hymenoptera; Halictidae. The coding region runs from base 31 to 990 and encodes 319 amino acids. The transcript has 6 exons. The record is from RefSeq and is a predicted model, not a curated record.